AUGUCAUAUAUCAAAGCCCUAAUAGAUAAAGAGAGUCCGGAAGAAUCUACAGAUCCUGAUACAGUUUCUUCUAGUUCUUCCAGCGGGUCUGGUAUCAUAAAGGAUCUACAAUAUGGUCCAGCUAGAAGGACAAACUCUUUUUUCCAGGAAUUAUUUCCCUCUCCAAAAAUACCUGAUAGUGCCAAGAAGUCUCCUCCUGGGUUAUCCAUGCGGCAAUCUCAGGACAGUCAAUUAUACAGUAGUGGAACUUCUGAAUCAGAUAUAAUGUCUAUACGUACACAUACUAGACCAGGGUUACCCCAUCUGAUAAGUUCCACAAGGACGUCAUCGAUUAAAAGGAAUCCCAGUUGGUUUAGAGAACAACCGAUGUUCAUUCCGUCAGCUGGUUUCUCAAGUGCAGAUUCGACCAUCACACAAGUUACCAGUAAUACAGAAACUCUGUUUACAGAAUCACGUUCAUCGACCAAGUCUAUAUCAUCGAGAACCAGACAAGCUAGCAUUAAUCGUACGGCGAGUGGUGGCGGUGAGAGCUCUGAUUCUCAAACAGCAUAUAGCAUUCCAAUGAUACCGGUACAGUUGGAGAGAUUUGGUCAAGAGCCUAUAAAGGAGGAACAAGAAUACGAAGAUCUUCCACUGAUAUCUAAUGCAGAAGAGGUAAUACAUGUUGGCAUGCAACGUACCGAUACAGAGCACGGGUUUCAGAAUACUGCCGCCGCUUCUACUAAGGUGCAUGGUAGGGCUGCAAGCUCAGGAACUCAUUCAAAAAAUGACUCAAAGGAUGAUUCGUCAGUGAAAGCCUUUCGUUCAUCACUACUAGCCAAUAUCCUCCUACUUCCUAAGAGAUCAUCAUACUUGGCAAGUAAGAGGCUUUCAGACCCUUCAGUGGAAAUUCCACCACUUAGGUCCCUUUCUGGAUCAUUCCAACAGAAGUUGAAAGAAAAGAAUCCUGCAGCUCAUAGUGAUGAACAAAGCCCCAGUGAACGCAGCAAUACCGAUGAAAGUUCAGCUGUAGACAAUAAGUUACCACAUCCAGAACCAAGCAAGAGAAAAAGCACCAUUAUGGAUCUUGACCGCAAUAAAUUGGAUCAGCUUCUUCAGAUAUACGAAUCGGCAGGUCAUAGGAAGUACUGGGUCGACACAGAAAAAUCACCUGUGUAUGGGUUUGAUGCUAAACGAGAUGGUGAUUGGAUGCAGUACAGAUCUCUGUUCAGCGCCUGGAGAAUGAUAUCGAUUCUACUGAUUGGGUUGUUAAUUCCACCCUUGUUAUUCAUGAUUGGUGGAGGCUCCUAUUCAGGUGUAUCGGACAAGACUUUGUUGAGAAUUAUCAUUCACAAAAAACAUAGGGAGAAUGUCGAUCGUGGGUUUAUAUGGAACGUUGAUGUUAAAUGGUUUCGACGACUAUCAAUACUUGUGGGUGUUGUGGAGUUAUUCACAUUGCUGGCGUUGGUGAGCACAGGGUUUGGAAUACAGUUGUCUGGGUGA
Messenger RNA from Eremothecium cymbalariae DBVPG#7215, 1482 nucleotides. It is a transcript of the gene BUD8, whose product is annotated as Bud8p. The transcript has a single exon. Lineage: Eukaryota; Fungi; Ascomycota; Saccharomycetes; Saccharomycetales; Saccharomycetaceae. The record is from RefSeq and is a predicted model, not a curated record. Bases 1 to 1482 code for a protein of 493 amino acids.